Umbelopsis ramanniana AG is the source of this 903-nucleotide messenger RNA. RefSeq lists its product as uncharacterized. The transcript has 3 exons. NCBI's taxonomy places the organism in Eukaryota, Fungi, Mucoromycota, Umbelopsidomycetes, Umbelopsidales, Umbelopsidaceae. The record is from RefSeq and is a predicted model, not a curated record. Gene Ontology annotation, molecular function: coenzyme A diphosphatase activity; acetyl-CoA hydrolase activity. The coding region runs from base 42 to 845 and encodes 267 amino acids. Gene Ontology annotation, biological process: coenzyme A catabolic process.
GAAAAAAAAUUAACAGGCUAUCACACUUUCUUCCCGUGCCAAUGACUGACCAACAGAAUGAAAUCAUAGCACGCCUACAAAACCACACAUGCCAUCCGGAUACUUACCCUAAUAUGCGAAGAGGCGCUGUCCUUAUUUGCUUCGCUCCCGAGCCGUCUGGUGAAUUAGGUGUCAUUCUUACAUUGAGGGCCUCUACUUUAAGGACUCACCCAAAUGAGGUCUGUCUACCUGGAGGCAAAGCCGACGAUGUAGAUGAAAGCUUGAUUGCAACAGCGUUCCGAGAAGCUGAAGAAGAAAUUGGCUUACUUCCAUCUCAGCAUACUUACAUUACAACACUGCAUCCAUUUGUCUCGGCUCACUUAUUGAUUGUCACUCCAAUUGUAUCGAUGAUGAACGCAGAUGCUGACUUUGAACCACGAGUCAAUCCAGAUGAAGUCAGCGAUGUGUUCACUUUGCCAUUAUCUCGCUUCCUCUCGUCCUACAACCACUCGAAGCAAGAUUUAUCCUGGUACGGACAGAUAUGGAAGUAUCACACCUACGGCGUGCCACAUAUACCCGAUGUCAUCAACGAGCGCGAAUACCCUGUAACUGGAUUUACUGCUGCUGUGUUGUUACAUUGUGCCGUCAUAGGUAUUGGUGGUGAGGUCUGCAACCUUGAGGAAUUCGAAGAGGCCGAAGUGGAAGACGGCAAAUCUUGGGAAGACAUCUUUAUCACUACCAUUGUAGAAUCAGGUGAGCUUGAGAGGCGCCAAAGAAGAAGCCGCCGCCCGCAGCGAAAGUCAUCAAAGAGAUCCGGAAAGCGAACGCUCCGAAAUCAUAAGAAAACUGAAAACAGUCGAAUUUGAGUUGCGUUUUUACAAUAAAUGGGAUAUCGCAUUUACGUUCUAUGAAUCAUUUAUAUUA